AUGGCAUGUAAACCACCAAUAUAUAAUGGGGAAGUUGAUCCAAUAGUGUGCCAACGAUGGCUAAGUGAUAUCGAAGGGGUACUCGAGAGGACCCAUUAUGACGAAGAUGACUACAUAGCCUUUGGUACGGGUCAACUAAGGAGUCAAGCGAAAGAUUGGUGGGAUAACAAAAAGAGAGAGAUUGGUAGUGAAGCUGCUAAGGUCAUGACAUGGGAAGAGUUCAAGACGCCAUUCCUUAAACACCACAGCCCUAAGGCGGUCGUUAAUCGAAUCAAAGAAGAGUUCAUGCAACUCAGGCAUAAGGGUGAGAGCAGAGACAAGAUCACGGCAACAUUUAUGGAUAAGAUGAAAUUUUCCAACGACUUGGUGACGAACGAAGAACAAAAGAUAUACUACUACCAUAACAUGUUGAGUGCUAAGGAGAUCGAACUGAAAAAGAGCAUUGAAGGGGGUGAACGGAGGGCACAAGAUGUAAAUCCAAACCCUAACCAGAAAGCACGAACAAAUGAAACAGCGAAGAAAUCAGAUGCAAAAGCUGGGUCGCCAAGUUGUAAAAUUUGCGGGAAGGGUCACAAAGGCGAAUGCCGUUUCAAGGAUAAGCCUCGUCCCAUAUGCCGAAAAACGGGACAUAUGGCUAUAUCAUGUCCGAAGAAGGUGACUGUUUGUUACAAUUGUUACCGACCGGGUCACAAAAGAUCGGAAUGCCCAGAACUGGUUGGAAAGAAAUAUGGGCAAGAUUCGAAAAGUGAAGCCCCGAAAGCAAAAGCAAGAUCUUUCCAACUGACCAUUGCAGAAGCAAAAGUCGAACCUGACGUGGUCUCAGGAUUUCUCCAAAAUUGCCUUGCCAUUGACCAAAUUGACUCGCAAGGAGGAAAAGUUCGUGUGGGGCAUCGAACAAGACAAAGCCUUCCAAACGCUCAAGGAAAAGUUAACUCACGCUCCGGUGUUAACGUUACCGGAAGGAGUUGA
Messenger RNA from Helianthus annuus (common sunflower), 969 nucleotides. RefSeq lists its product as uncharacterized. The coding region runs from base 1 to 969 and encodes 322 amino acids. Gene Ontology annotation, molecular function: nucleic acid binding; zinc ion binding. The transcript is spliced from 3 exons. The record is from RefSeq and is a predicted model, not a curated record. NCBI's taxonomy places the organism in Eukaryota, Viridiplantae, Streptophyta, Magnoliopsida, Asterales, Asteraceae.